AUGACUUCCAUUAAAAAGGCGUUAAAAACCCAUUUUGGGUUCGAUAAGUUCCGAUCCCAGAAGCAGGAGGACGUUGUUAAAGCAGUUGUUAAAGGUGACAGGGAUGUUUUUGUGUGCAUGCCAACUGGGGCAGGGAAGUCCCUCUGCUACCAGCUUCCUGCAGUGUUGGCGAAGGGCAUUACCUUGGUUAUAUCCCCUCUAAUCGCUCUUAUCCAGGACCAAGUGGAGCACCUAAGAGACCUGAACAUUCCUGCAUGCUCCAUCAACUCCAAGCUCCCUGCGGGGGAGCGCCGUCUGAUCCUGGCCGAUCUGGAGAGUGAGAGCCCCAGGCUGAAGCUGCUUUACAUCACCCCAGAGAUGGUGGCCUCCCCUGCCUUCCAGCCCUGCCUGACAGGCCUGCUUUCCCGGAGCCUCCUCUCCUACCUGGCUGUGGACGAGGCUCACUGUGUCUCCCAGUAGGGGCAUGACUUCAGACCAGACUACCUCAAACUGGGCAAUCUGCGUGCCCGUCUUCCUGGGGUACCCUGCGUGGCGCUGACGGCCACGGCACCCCAGAAGGUGCAGGAGGACAUAGCAAAGUCCCUGAGGCUGCGAUCACCGCUGUCCUUUGCCACGCCCGUGUUUCGCAGUAACCUGCAUUAUGAGGUGGUGUACAGGGAGUUACUGGAGGACCCCUACAAGCACCUGCAUGCCUUCAUCAGGGAGGCCCUGACCCUGGGGGAAGGCCCCAAAGGACAGGGUUGUGGAAUCGUGUACUGUCGGACCAGAGAAAGCUGUGAGACGGUGGCUCACCAACUGACUAAGCUGGGAGUCCUGGCCAAGCCUUACCAUGCAGGGUUGAAGGCAGGAGAUCGCACAGAGGCUCAGACUGAUUGGAUGCAGGGUAAGGUGCUUGUCAUUGUGGCCACCAUCAGCUUCGGCAUGGGGGUGGACAAAGCUAAUGUCAGGUUUGUAGCCCAUUGGAACCUGGCCAAGUCACUGGCCAGUUACUACCAGGAAUCUGGGCGUGCGGGACGAGACGGGCUGCCCUCUUCCUGCAGGACAUACUACUCCCCCAAGGACAGGGAGCAGUUGAACUUCCUCAUCCGCAAGGAGGUGGCGCGCAAACAGGCAAAGCGUGGUUCCGAGAAAGAUCAGGACAAGGCUUCCAUCACAGACUUCGAGGCCAUGGUGUCAUUCUGUGAGCAAGAGGGGUGAGUGUUAUAUAACACAGGGGUUUCCGAACUUUUUCACUCAGGCCCCCCUUCCAGCAUUGGGGAACAUCUCGCGCCCCCCCUGCGCUCGCGCGCCAUGUCUAUUUCUGUGGGCACUGUUCAUAACACAAACUGUCACACCCCUCUUGUUGGCGGAGAGAAGAUUAUGCAGGUUUAAACGCUUACAGUAUUUCCUGCAAAUCUACA
Molecule: messenger RNA, 1400 nt
Organism: Coregonus clupeaformis (lake whitefish)
Lineage: Eukaryota; Metazoa; Chordata; Actinopteri; Salmoniformes; Salmonidae
Product: ATP-dependent DNA helicase Q5-like
Exons: 6
Biological process (GO): double-strand break repair via homologous recombination
Cellular component (GO): chromosome; cytoplasm
Molecular function (GO): nucleic acid binding; 3'-5' DNA helicase activity; four-way junction helicase activity
Source: RefSeq, a predicted model, not a curated record